Thecamonas trahens ATCC 50062 is the source of this 1571-nucleotide messenger RNA. RefSeq lists its product as uncharacterized. Bases 1 to 1521 code for a protein of 506 amino acids. The transcript has 2 exons. The record is from RefSeq and is a predicted model, not a curated record. Gene Ontology annotation, molecular function: DNA replication origin binding. Lineage: Eukaryota; Apusomonadida; Apusomonadidae. Gene Ontology annotation, biological process: DNA replication. Gene Ontology annotation, cellular component: nucleus; nuclear origin of replication recognition complex.
AUGGCCACUGGAGUAGAGAUCCGGGCAUACAACGACGUGGACGUGCCUGUCCUCAUUGCGUCGACAGCUGGUCGGCCCUCGGCCGAGUCGGCGCUCUACCUCCCGCCCGAGGAGUAUGUCACCUCGCUGCAGCCCGAGGAGCCGCAGCCGGCGCCGGUCCUACCCACCCGGGCGCGCACCUUGCUCCCGUCGGUCGCUGUGGCUGAUGACGGGUCUGCACCUGGUGGAGCAGGUGCUCGAGCGGUGGAAGGCUCGCAGACGACAGAAGAGGCAGCAGCAGCAGCGGCAGCCGAGGGAGCGGCUCCGCUGGUUCUCCCUCAGCGCAGCCUCGGCGGGAGCGUUGUCCGAUCGCUCGGCGACGAUGUGCCCGGAGUGGCGAUGGAUGUCGGCUUGGCUGACAACGGGUUGACCGAGCUCCCGCUCCCGCCGCCGAAUGCGUGCUACUUUGAGUCGCACUUUCCGUCCUUCCGCUCCAAGCCCAAGACCAAGCCCGGGCGGAUGCCGAACAAGUCGACCGAGUGGCUUGCGCCGGUCAAGGUCUCGUUCCUCACCGCCACACGGGCCAAGGCCAUGGCCGGCCUCAUCGAGAAGACCCGAGCGCACCUCCCACUGCUGGACAACGAUCCCGGGGCGGUCGCCCGCUCGCUCAUGGCGGCGUACACCCCCGACUACCCGUAUUGGCGCAUGCUGCUCGCUGAGAACAACUUGUGUCUCUACGGCCUCGGCUCGCGAUCCGAGCUCGCGCUGCGCUUUGCGUCGUGGCUGGCGGCCGAAGAGGCUGCUGCGGGCGAGACGCCUGUCCCCACUGUCGUCAUCAACGGCGCCUCGUCGCAGACCUCGGCGUCGGGGGUGCUUGGGUGCAUCCUCGAGGAGGUCUUUGGCGUGGUGACAAGGGUCCGAGUCGCCAAGGGUGUCGACAUUGUCCGCAAGUGCCUCCGCCGUGGGCCGUCUAAGCUCCGUCUCGUGGUCCUUGGUAUCGACGCCAAGUCGUUGCAGGGCCAGGCGGCGCAGGGCCUCAUCUGCGGCCUCGCCGAGCUGCGCGGCGUCUCGCUCAUCGCCACCCUCGAUCACAUGUCCGGACCGGUUCUCUGGGGCUCGGAGCGGGCCGACGUCCUCGCUUGGGCCUACAUCCACGCCCCGACGUACGCGCCGUCGAUCGUGCCGUCGGCCGAAAUCCAGACCAAGGCGCUUGCCGGCGGCGUCGUCACCAUCGAGGGCGUGCGGCGCAUCCUGGCCUCGGUCACGCCCAACUCGCGCGCUGUUUUUGACCUUGUCCUCGAGUCGGUGGCCGGCGGCGGGCCGCGGACCCGCAAGGGCAUCUCGCUCGCAAAUCUUCUUGCCGAGGCCCAGUCUUCGUUCCUCACCUCGGACGAGCGCUCACUUCGGGCCCAGCUCCGCGAGUUUGUUGAGCAUGGCAUGAUCGCCAUUCGUUCGCAGUCGUCGGGCGACGAGGUCGUCGUCCUCCUCGACCACGAGGUCGUUGCUCAGCUCCUCGGCGCCGACGACGACGACGACUUUUGAUCUCGUUUCGUUGUCCAUAGUAGCCUGCAGUCCGAGUACACCAUCCGUGU